Messenger RNA from Cucumis sativus (cucumber), 762 nucleotides. RefSeq names its product major allergen Pru ar 1. NCBI's taxonomy places the organism in Eukaryota, Viridiplantae, Streptophyta, Magnoliopsida, Cucurbitales, Cucurbitaceae. The transcript has 2 exons. The record is from RefSeq and is a predicted model, not a curated record. Gene Ontology annotation, biological process: abscisic acid-activated signaling pathway; defense response. Gene Ontology annotation, cellular component: cytoplasm; nucleus. Gene Ontology annotation, molecular function: abscisic acid binding; signaling receptor activity; protein phosphatase inhibitor activity. Bases 81 to 560 code for a protein of 159 amino acids.
UAAUCACCAAGCUCAUACCCAAAGCCUUUAUAAGCAAUAAACAGAGUUUUUGCUAAGUUACAUAGUUGUGGUAUAGCAAUAUGGGUAUUUUCACAUACGAAAACGAAGUAACCUCAGUGGUUCCUCCAGCUAAAUUAUUUAAGGCAUUUAUUCUUGAUGCUGACAACCUUUACUCUAAGAUUAUCCCAAGUCAUCCUCAAACUGAAAUUGUUGGAGGAGAUGGUGGCCCUGGAACUAUCAAGAAGAUCACCUUCAGUCAUGGAGGGGAAUCGAAAACUAUAGUGCACAGGCUAGACAUAGUGGACGAAGUAUCGUUAACGUACAAAUACACGGUGUUAGAAGGAGACCUUAUUUCAGAAACUAUUGACCAAAUUGUUAAGGAAAUUAAGGUAACGGAAGGUCCCGACGGAGGUUCCAUUUUGAAGAGCACUAGCAUUUACCACACCAAAGAAGGCAACCAACUGGACGAGGGGAAACUCAAAAUCGGGGAGGAAAAAGGAUUGGCUCUUUUCAAAGCUGCCGAGGCCUACCUCUUGGCCAACCCUGCCGAAUACAACUAAUUAUAAAACCAUAUAUAUAUAUAUAUAUAUGAAUAUAUGCAUACUGAGUUAUUUUUACUGUGUCUUAGCCUUCUUCUAGUAAGGGGCAUGGAUUGUGUGUGGGGUUAAUUUCUAUGUUUGUGAGUGAAUUGUAUUUUUCAAAGGGUAAAAAUAAAAUUUUAUGUUGUAUUAUUAUUGUUUCUAAUAAAAUGAAUUGGUCUUA